AUGUUCAAAUCCACCGACGGUUCCACACACUUCUCCUUCACCCGCUUCGCCCGCAACGCCAUCCCCAACGCGGCCCCUGCCCCCAUCGACACAGACCUCUCACCCGCCGAACUCGACGCCGUCUUCACCCACCAACUCACCCAGCCAAACUUCCUGCACCUCGGCCCCGAAGCCUUUAUUCAUGCUGGCAUAACCACGUCGCCCAAAACCGCUUCGGCUAUCCACAAAGCGCUGGUCAAGAAUGGUGUACUUGCACCGGAGGUUAAUACAGCGGCGAUUGGGAAGAAUUUCGCGCAUGAUUUGGCGGUGGUGACGAGUCAUGUGCAGAAGAAGGUUGUGAAUUUGUUGUUUACUUGGGAGGCGGAGGGGGAGAGGUGGGUUAGGUUGGGGAGGGAAAAGGAGGAGGCGGAAAGGGUGGCUGGGGAUGUGGAGAGUUGUGAGAAGAGGGUUGGGGAGAUUGAUGUGGAGAUGAGCUUGAAGCCUAGUUUGAGGAAGGAGGACGGAGGGCAGAGGUAG
Molecule: messenger RNA, 516 nt
Organism: Parastagonospora nodorum SN15
Lineage: Eukaryota; Fungi; Ascomycota; Dothideomycetes; Pleosporales; Phaeosphaeriaceae
Exons: 1
Coding region: 1-516 (171 amino acids)
Source: RefSeq, a predicted model, not a curated record